AUGCCACCUCUGCUUAAAAGGGACCUCAGGCUUGGGGAGGGUGUCAACCUGCUGCGUUGGGCAGUUGUGAAAAGAAUUGGCGAUGGCGGAUUUGCGGAGUUCGCCGUCAAGAUCGACAAGUCGGACAAACGCAAGGACCCUAGAAGCGGCACUGUGAAGGCAGAGAUUAAGGUGCUCAGACAGCUUCAGAGCUGUCCACCAGUCUGCCGCUUGGCGUCAGAGGGUGAGGGCACACAUGAGGGGCGCUUCUACAUGAUCAUGGAGCUCCUAGGUGCCAAUCUGGCGCAGUUUCAGCACAGCAGACCACAUGGCCGCAUCCAGCCAUACAUGGUCAAGAGCAUAGCCUUGGAGACGCUGGCAGCGCUGGAGGCUGUGCAUGGGGCAGGGUACAUCCACCGGGACGUCAAGCCGGCCAACUUUGCGCAGUCCCACAAGCAGGGGGCGAAGUCUGCGGGCGGCGAGUGGCGCAUCAUCGACUUUGGCAUCGCCCGCCGCUUUGUGGAUGACGCGGGGCAGCCGCUGCCGAAGCGGGAGGACUUUGGCGAGUUCCGGGGGUCCACCACCUACGCAUCCAUCCACGCCCACCUCAAGCAGGACCUGGGGCGGAGGGAUGACCUGUGGUCUUGGCUGUACAUUGUCGUGGAGAUGCAUGAAGGCAACCUGCCCUGGCGGGCGGCCAGUGGCGAUGCCUCCGCCGGAAGCGAGCACUCCCCCAAGGAGACCGCCAUGCGCAUGAAGCAGCACGCCCUCGACGACCCCCAUGUCCUCUCCGCCUCUGGCAAACUCCCCGAUGCGCUGGUCGCCAUCUCCUCCUACCUGCGCUCCACCUGCUUCGCGGACGAGCCGGACUACGAGCUGCUGCGCGAAUGCAUUGCCAGCCUGCCCUGCACGCCCGCCCCUGCGCCGCGCGCACCGGCGGCCCUCCCCAACGGCCACGCCACCCCUCCGCCGCCCCUGCCGCAGGACACCCCCGGCCAUGCAUGGCCCCACACCGCGCCCGUCUCUGCGGCCCCACCGCCGAUGUAUGCCAAUGGGACGGCCCACACCACGGCGCACGCCAUGCCGGCCGGCUAUGCGCAAAUGGCCUAUGCGCAGAUGCCCUCCCAGGGCUACUACAACUGGCCCUACCAGCCGCUGCACAGCGGCCACGGCCACCCGAUGCCGCUGAGCCACAUGCAGGCUUAUGCCGCCGCCGCCCCGCAGCAGCAGUCUCACGCGCCGCCCAUCACGCUGGCUGCGCCGCAGCUGCCGCGGCAGCUGGCACCAGCGAACGGCCGCGUUUCACAGCAGCAAGCUGCGCCGGUGCCGGCUAGCGCGCCUGCCGCUGGUGGCGCCUCUGCCGCGAGCUCUCAGACGGCAGAGUUCGACGCGGACGGCCAGCUCGGGCAGAUUGGCAGCGCAUUCGAUGAUGACGAGGACUUUGGGCAGGCGGCCCGGCCGCACAGCCACAGCAGGGCAGCCAAGCGGCCGCUGACAGCAGAUCAGGACCCGCCGGAUGACUUGCAUGCCAGCAAACGAGUGCGGUUCAGCCCCGCGGUGGGUGUGAGGCUGCUGGGGGGGGCCACGCCGACACUGGUGGAGCCUUCAGAAUACAGAACAGCCACAAAGGACGUCCACGGCAAUGGGCAUCUGGACGCAGCUCAGAGGCUUGCUCAGGUUGUUCAGGGGAAGGAUCCCUUGGUGCGGAGGGCGCGGGGUGCGUCUGUGGGGGCCGUGGCGGACAUGGAGAGAAGGGCGGCAGUAGUUGCGAGGGGCGCGCUGUCAGACAAGGGGAAGGAGGUCAAGGAGAAGCUGCGCAAGCUGGAGCCUGGCGAAGGCAUCUCCAUCCUGGCCUGGCUGCUGGACUCUCUCUCCAGAAACGUCGACCGCGAGGCCACGCCGCAGGUAGUGAAGUGGCUCGGCAGCCUGGCGGCUUUCAGUGAUGAGUGUGCGACCCGGUGUCAGACUACAAGGAAGAUUCAGCAAGCUUGAUAGUGAAGGGAUUGCUCAAGCAUUGUCGACAAUUACGCACGGACCGCCAACGAGCGUCUACCAAUAAACCGCCAACGGUGGAACACAUGCACAGAUUGUGAAGACGGCAAAGAAGCUCUUUCGUUGCCAGGUUGAUCACAUUGCUGAGCGCUGUAGAGCUUCAACUUUGAUUUUGUCUACCAUUCAUCCUCAAGAGUGUACAGGCGCAUUAUGUUCAACACAGGCCAAUAGCAUGCACAUAUAGGUGCUUGAUGGGUUUGACAUCCAAUAAUAUCUGUAUAUAGACCCAUAUCUGGGACAUACAGAUCACCAAAAGAAUCAACGUUCUGCCCACUGUCUAAAGGCUGAAGAAUAGGCGAGGGAACACGUUUGAGAAUGGUGUACUACCAGUCUAGCAUGGCUCUUUCCAAAACAACUUACAAAGACUUGGGGGCUGAACCCACUGUGUUAUAAGGACUGAUUGUCCAUUUAAAGACUCCACGGUUC
Messenger RNA from Coccomyxa subellipsoidea C-169, 2457 nucleotides. Its product is annotated as kinase-like protein. The record is from RefSeq and is a predicted model, not a curated record. Gene Ontology annotation, cellular component: nucleus; cytoplasm. Lineage: Eukaryota; Viridiplantae; Chlorophyta; Trebouxiophyceae; Coccomyxaceae. Gene Ontology annotation, biological process: signal transduction; peptidyl-serine phosphorylation. The coding region runs from base 1 to 1971 and encodes 656 amino acids. The transcript has 7 exons. Gene Ontology annotation, molecular function: protein serine/threonine kinase activity; ATP binding.